AUGGUAUUUAGUAGGGAAGGGCGCAAGCCAGGGAAAGAAUUAACCAAUACCCAGGCUAGACAAAUCAAAAGACAAUACGGCAAGGCCAGGAGGGAAAUGGAAUAUCAAUCAAUGCAAUCAAGCCCACCAAGGGCUCAUCAAGCCACCAGGAACGAGUUUCAACGUGAAGGAAGGUCAACUGUAGGUAUGCUCAGAAUCAAAGGCGCACCCGAACAGAGAAAACCGAAUCACGACCAUACCUGGAAAAUAAAAAAGCAGCAGAAGGGUCGAAGCCCAACUUGUUCCUCAAGCCAGGUCAUGGAUCACAACCAUCCUGUGCAAAAAAGCCAAGACUGGGAGCAGGCAAAACUAUUCUAA
Messenger RNA from Prunus armeniaca (apricot), 357 nucleotides. Lineage: Eukaryota; Viridiplantae; Streptophyta; Magnoliopsida; Rosales; Rosaceae. The record is from the annotation of a GenBank genome assembly.